This is a messenger RNA of Ochotona curzoniae (black-lipped pika), 1908 nucleotides long. RefSeq names its product cytochrome P450 4A7-like. The coding region runs from base 1 to 1536 and encodes 511 amino acids. Gene Ontology annotation, cellular component: intracellular membrane-bounded organelle. The transcript has 12 exons. The record is from RefSeq and is a predicted model, not a curated record. NCBI's taxonomy places the organism in Eukaryota, Metazoa, Chordata, Mammalia, Lagomorpha, Ochotonidae. Gene Ontology annotation, biological process: icosanoid biosynthetic process; kidney development; linoleic acid metabolic process. Gene Ontology annotation, molecular function: alkane 1-monooxygenase activity; heme binding; arachidonate monooxygenase activity.
AUGAGUGUCUCCGCGCUAAACCUUGCCAGGCUCCCGGGCAGCUUCUCUGGGCUCUUGCAGGUGGCCUUCUUGCUGGGCUUGCUUCUGCUGCUGUUCAAGGCAGCCCAGCACUACCUGCGCCGCCAAUGGCUGCUCAAAGCUCUCCAGCAGUUCCCAAGCCCUCCAUCCCACUGGCUCUUUGGACACCUGCGAGAGUUUCCAGUGGAUAUGGAGCUGCCACAACUGCUCAAGCGAGUAGAGAAAUUCCCAAGUGCCUGUCCUCGCUGGCUGUGGGGGAGUGAGCUCCUUUUCACCAUCUAUGACCCUGACUAUAUAAAGGUGAUUCUAGGGAGAUCAGACCCAAAGGCUGCUCUUCCCUACAGUUUCCUGACUCCCUGGAUUGGGAAUGGCUUGCUCCUGCUGGAAGAGCAUGUGUGGUUCCAGCACCGGCGCAUGCUGACCCCAGCCUUCCACUAUGACAUCCUGAAGCCCUAUGUGGGGCUCAUGGCAGACUCUGUCCAAGUGAUGCUGGACAAAUGGGAGAAGCUCCCCAGCCAGGAUUCCUCUCUGGACGUUUGUGAAGAUAUCUCGAUGAUGACCCUGGACACCAUCCUGAAGAGUGCCUUUAGCCACGAGGGCAACGUCCAGCUGGACAGUGGGACUUCCAAAUCCUACAUCCAGGCUGUUAAGGAACUCAGCCAAUUGGUGUCCUUCCGAAUGAGAAAUGUGUUUCAUCACAACAAUACCCUCUACCGACUGAGCCCUGCAGGCCGCUUGAUGGACCGUACCUGCCAGCUUGCCCAUGAGCAUACAGAUCGAGUGAUCAAGCUGAGGAAGGCUCAUCUGCAGCAAGAAGGAGAGCUGGAGAAGAUCAGGAACAAGAGGCGCUUGGAUUUCCUGGACAUCCUGCUCUUUGCCAAGAUGGAGGACGGGAGCAGCCUGUCUGAUGAGGACCUGCGUGCCGAGGUGGACACAUUCAUGUUUGAGGGCCAUGACACCACAGCCAGUGGCAUCUCCUGGAUCUUCUAUGCUCUGGCCACACACCCAGAGCAUCAGCAGAGGUGCCGCGAGGAGAUCCAGAGCAUCCUGGGGGAUGGAGCCUCUAUCAGUUGGGACCACCUGGACAAGAUGCCCUACACCACUAUGUGCAUCAAGGAGGCACUGAGGAUCUAUCCACCAGUGCCAAACUUUACCAGAGAGCUCAGCAAGCCAGUCACCUUCCCUGAUGGACGCUCCUUACCCAAAGGUAUCGUGGUUGCACUCUCCAUUUAUGGCCUUCACCACAACCCGAAGGUGUGGCCAAACCCAGAGGUGUUUGACCCCUCCCGAUUUGCACCAGGUUCUGAUCGCCACAGCCAUGCUUUCCUGCCCUUCUCAGGAGGAUCAAGGAACUGCAUCGGAAAACAAUUCGCCAUGAACGAGCUGAAGGUGGCCGUGGCCUUGACCCUGCUGCGUUUUGAGCUGCUGGCAGAUCCCACCAAAGUCCCUAUCCCCAUCCCAAGACUUGUCCUGAAGUCCAAGAAUGGGAUUCAUCUACGUCUCAGGAGGCUCCACUAACCCUGAUGGGGACAAGAUUGGUUCUGAGAGUCUCUGCCAGGCAUCCUGUCUUCCUGUCAGCUUCCGUGUCUCUUGUCCUCUGCUCACAUCUUGCUUUCCAACUGACCACCUGCCCCUCUUCCAGCUGCCUGCCAAUUGGCCUUCUGUCCUCCAGUCUACCUCUCCUUCUCUUACCUUCCUCUAAGAUGUUGACCUGCUUAUCUGCCUCCUAGCUGUCAACAUUGCUGUCUGUCCACAUUAUCACUGAUUGUUGCCAGCUCUCCAGCCCGCCUGCCCUUCUACACUUUGUGCUAAUGGCUGUGCUUCUGUGAGCCUCCUGUUGCAGACAUAACAAAAUACCACAAUCUUAGUGGCCUAAAACAACAUAAUAAA